UUUCCGGACGAGAGAGGAUCAUAAAGAUGACUAAGGAAAACAAUGGAAAUUAAAGUAUAUGGAAGAACAAAUUAAAGCUUACUACGACGUUUUGGGAGAUCAAGGCGUUGGAAUGGAAGGUCCUCUCGUUGAUGCAGAGGGCUUCCCUCGCGCAGAUGUUAAUGUGUACCAGAUCAGAACAGCAAAGCACAGUAUUUCUUGUAUACAGAAUUAUCACAAAGCCAUCAUGGUGGAAAUUGAGAUGGCCCUACACAGGCUGCAUGCUCGAGAGAAGGCAAAGCGGGACCAGGACCAGGCAGAGUCCCAGGCUGAGUCCAUGGAGCAGGAGGUCACCCUGCCCUCUCCCUUCGCUCGUGCGGAUGCUGUCUCACAAGGCUCCCCUGCCUGUCAGGCUGUGAGUGUUUACAGUGCCUAGAUUGACCUAAAACAUAUAUAUACUUUUUUUUUACGACACUGGCAUGGGUAUUUACUUAGUGUGUUUGUUUGGGGUAUUUAAGGGUGGUUUUGUUUUCAGUUGUGAGAAAUGUAUGUUUCUUCCCCAUAGUUAGUGAUGGUAUCAUAGCGUUUGGAUCCGUCAACGCAAGGAACUUCCAGAACCUGCAGAAUAUUGCCUCGGUGGUUCAGCAUAGUGAAGGGGUAUGUUACAGUCUGAUCAAAAUAAUCUUGUUAUAACCACUUUUAUUUUAUUGUUCAUAUGCCAAAUGGCCUAAUCAUUAUCAUAUGAAAUGCAGUCACUACAGUGAUAACUUACCAGGCAUGACAUGUUGUCUUUCCAUUUUCUCCGUAGAAACCAUUAAGCGUUACAGUGAUUCGAAAUGGCCAGAAAACCCAAAUGGGCCUUACCCCACUGCAGUGGUCAGGGAGAGGUUUACUGGGUUGAGUUUCCUACCUAUUGAGAUGGAUAUUAGACUGAUUUCUAUUUGUAGUUCACAUUUGAUAGCAUGGAUGUUAAAAUACAUGCCAUGCCAAGAUGCAUAUAUAUCUAAGAGAGAUUGACUAUUGACUUCUUGUUAAUUGUUUUUCCAACAGAUGCAACAUUGUGCCCAUCCAAAAAUGAUAAGGACAAUGUGACCAGCAGGAUCAUAUAGGGACAUCUUUGGGUAAACCUUACCACUAGCUCUGCUUUGGUAUGCCACUGGGUGGCAAUGAGUUAAUUACAUUUUUGAGCCCAUAGAUUAGAAGACUGCCAUUUUCAACUGAUUUAAUGUUAAUUUCAUGUUCUAAUAAAAGUAUUGUUUAAGGUUA
Messenger RNA from Salmo salar (Atlantic salmon), 1245 nucleotides. The record is from RefSeq and is a predicted model, not a curated record. Lineage: Eukaryota; Metazoa; Chordata; Actinopteri; Salmoniformes; Salmonidae.